UCUUUUGGGCCGAUCAAAGGGAAGAGAGAGACAGCAAGAGAGGCAGAGGGAGGGGGAGAGGACAGCUCCACCCAGCGCUAUUGCUCUCAUCUGAUGUCGUUCCGUCGCACUGCCAUCGGCUGCUUGCUUGGUCAUGUCGUGGUAUGUCAUGGUGUUCCUCCACCACAUCCCUGUCGCUCGCCCGCCCGCUCGUUGCUCUUUCUACCGAGCGAGCCGACGGUGCAUGGCCAUGGCCAUGACGAUGCCGCUGUUGAUCGUGUCGUCCGCUCGUUGAACCGUUCUCAGUCAUCAACACCAUCAGCUUCGUCGACUGCCAGACCCAGACUCCGCGCUAAUCGCUGCUCAAAGUCGUCCUUGUCCACAUCCCCGCCCUUGUCCACCGCGUACACAGCUCUCACCAGCCCCGCCGCGCCCUCUUUGCCUAUCAUCACCUGCGCACGCGGUCCAGGGGCGUAUUCGAUGAGGUCGCUGUUAGGGUCCUUGAUCUUAGUGAGGUACCCUUCCCUGAUCAUGGUCACCAGCGCCCUGUCCGUGUAAUCGUAAGGCAUUCUGUCACCUACACCCAUCCGUAGAAUAAACCGCUCCAUCUUGAGAUCGUCCAUUUUGCCGCCGCAGAGGUACAUUAGCGAGACGAUGAUGGUGUAGAAGGCAAUUUUGAUGCCUCUCAAGUCCAUUUCUUCCCCUGGAGGCGGUCUUCCAGCCCCUACGAGGCCGGGCGCGCGGAAACCGCAGGGGAGUGUGUUUCGCACCAACCACAUAUUAGUGUGGGAGGGAACGUUUUUCGCUACAGUGGCCGCCCCU
Molecule: messenger RNA, 801 nt
Organism: Periconia digitata
Lineage: Eukaryota; Fungi; Ascomycota; Dothideomycetes; Pleosporales; Periconiaceae
Source: the annotation of a GenBank genome assembly